AGUACAUACGACCAUAGGGUGUGGAGAACAGGGCUUCCCGUCCGCUCAGCCGUACUUAAGCCACACGCCGGCCGGUUAGUAGUUGGGUGGGUGACCACCAGCGAAUCCCGGCUGUUGUAUGUUUUUUAAUUUUUUAAUAAAAAUUAUUUUCUCCUUGAGUAAGGACAUAAGAGCGCUUAUACUUAUUGUGUCUCGUACAACUCUCCGUCACCGGCUCGCUGGACAUACAAAUAGAAGAGGAAUCGCUGCUAAAAUGGGUACUUUCAAUGGAUUCUCGUGGAGCAGCCCCCCGGCCCGCUACUGUAUGAGAAAUGGCCAAUCUUCUACUUAUGUUGCGUGGAACUACCCGGUUCAAACGAUCAGCGAGAAUUGGGUCUUUAACUAUGUGAAAAGACAUUCAGAACUCUCAACCCGAUCCUCAAGGCGCUAUAGUUAUGAGCGUGCAAACUUUGAUGAGACUGGUUUUGCAAUGAGUUUAACUGUUACUGCAAAGGUAGUAACAAGGUCUCAAUACUAUGGUCGGCGAUCAGUGUUACAGCUUGGAAAUCGUGAAUGGGCUACUGCGAUUGAGGCAAUAAGUGCAUCAGGAUGGGCCUUGCCUCCAUGUAUUAUUCUCAAAGGCAAGGUCUUUAUCCAGUCUUGGUCUGACAACCUCCCGGACAAUUGGCGCAUUGAAAUCAGUCCAAAUGGAUGGACUUCUGAUGAAAUCGGGAUUCGGUGACUCCAAAAGAUCUUUAUUCCAUCGACAAUUACUCGUAUGAAAGGAAAAUAUCGACAUCUAAUCCUCGAUGGCCAUUUAACACCAAAAUUCGACGAAAUUUGCAGUCAAAACGAUAUCAUCCCAAUCUUGUUAAAGCGAUGGUAUGGCCAGAUGGUUGAAUCAAGAAUGUGGCUCGGUAUAAAUCAUAUCGGUAAAUUAGACAUUCUUGAGGCCUACCCACACGCACGAAUCGAAGUAUUCAAAACUGAGACUAUUAAGAAUAGCUUCGCGGCAGCUGGUUUAGUGCCAUACAACUGUGAACGAGUGAUUCAAAGCUCAAUAUUCAGCUUCGUAUGCCAACACCCCCCUGAAGCCGGGGUAGCGAUUGGGCGCCUAAAGCGCCUUCGAAUUUCGUCC
Molecule: messenger RNA, 1117 nt
Organism: Aspergillus ruber CBS 135680
Lineage: Eukaryota; Fungi; Ascomycota; Eurotiomycetes; Eurotiales; Aspergillaceae
Source: RefSeq, a predicted model, not a curated record